AUGGACCAAAAAGAAUCGAAGGACGUUGACGUCUCUUCCCACAUCGAGAACGCUGAGACAGUCCCAGCCCAAUCCGGCACGCUUAUUGACGAGAAUCUGGUACGAGCCGAGAAUGAAGACAAGAUCACUCCAUACUUUAUAUUCCUCAUCUCCGUCGCUGCCAUUGCCGGCUUCCUCUUUGGUUAUGAUACUGCCAUCGUCGGUUCGGCCCUGCCAAUGGUAGGGUCGGACCUCGGGCAUGUGCUGGACGCCCAGGAGCAAGAAAUCAUCACCGCCGGUACCACCAUCGGUGCCAUCUUCGGCGCCCUGAUCCUGGGAGGGCUUGCCGACAAGCUCGGCAGGAAAUGGUCGAUGGCUAUCUCAGACAUUGCCUUCACCAUUGGAGCCGUCAUCAUCGCAGCCUCGUACUCGGUCGCCCAGAUGGUUGUUGGCCGUAUCAUCCUCGGUGUCGGUGUCGGUGGAGCUGCCGUCAUUGGGCCGCUUUACAUCGCGGAGCUGGCUCCAACCGCCGUGCGAGGUCGAUGCAUUGGGACCAAUGCCUUCUUCAUCCCCUUUGGCCAGGUUGUCGCCAGUGCCCUCGGAGCAGCCUUUCAGGCCAAGGUUCCUUACCACAUUGGAUGGAGAUUGCUCUUCGCGCUCGGUGUCGUUCCGUCCAUGGUUCAGCUUUGCCUCAUGCACUUCCUUCCCGAAUCCCCUCGAGUCCUCAUUCUCCGUGAUCAAGAAGACAAGGCUCGGGCGGCCCUGCGGAUCAUCUACAGAGGAGCCACGGAUGAGGUUAUUGAGUUCAAGCUCAGGGUUGUGACCCAUUAUGUCGAGGCUACCACCGCUCUGCAACGCCAAUAUACCAUCCGCGAACGAGCCAUGAUCUAUUGGACCAACAAGCCCUACCGUCGAGCCAUUAUUGCUGUUUCUGCUGUCCAAGCCUUCGGUCAACUUACUGGUUUCAACACCCUUCUCUAUUAUUCAUCCAACAUCUUCGGUCUCCUCGGCCUCAAGAACUCUGCCGCCGCCGGUCUCAUCCCAGCAUCGGGUAAUGCCAUCUUCGUUUUCAUCGGUAUGACUGUUGUAGACCGAUUCGGAAGACGAAGGCUGCUAGUCACCGUCAUCCCAGGCAUGAUUAUCGGUCUGUUCUGGGCCAUGAUUUCGUUUUACUUUCUCACCAAGGAAACCGGCGGGCAGCUCGACUCAAACUAUCAAUACAGCUCGGCCCUCGUCGGUUCAGUGCUCGGUGCUAUCGUCCUAUUCACCUGCUCCUUCGGUCUCACCUACUCGCACAUCGUCUGGUAUCAAUCCGAGUUCCUUGCCCUUGAAAUCCGAGCCGCUGGUUCCGCCAUCGCCACCACCUCGUGUUGGAUCGCCAACCUGGUCGUGUCUGUUGCCUACCUCUCCCAGCUGAACUCGCUCACUGCUGCGGGAACCUAUGGCUUCUACCUGGCCCUCAUCAUAAUCGGCUACGUUUUUGUCUUCUUCUGCUACCCCGAGACCAAGGGAUUAUCCAUCGACGAGACAUCAUCCAUCUUCCAACACGGUUUCGGCGUCAAGAAGGCCGAUGCCAUGUUGCGCGAGAAGAUCGCAUUUCAGAAGCGCCUCAACGCCGCGAAUGUUUCAGCACCCGACGGCGGUGCUUCUGCUUAA
Messenger RNA from Diaporthe amygdali, 1635 nucleotides. RefSeq lists its product as uncharacterized. Gene Ontology annotation, biological process: transmembrane transport. Lineage: Eukaryota; Fungi; Ascomycota; Sordariomycetes; Diaporthales; Diaporthaceae. Bases 1 to 1635 code for a protein of 544 amino acids. The transcript is spliced from 4 exons. Gene Ontology annotation, cellular component: membrane. The record is from RefSeq and is a predicted model, not a curated record. Gene Ontology annotation, molecular function: myo-inositol:proton symporter activity.